Pieris macdunnoughi is the source of this 1164-nucleotide messenger RNA. The record is from the annotation of a GenBank genome assembly. Lineage: Eukaryota; Metazoa; Arthropoda; Insecta; Lepidoptera; Pieridae.
AUGUCCAAACGCAAAUAUAAAACGUUAUCAGUAUCUGAAAAAGUAAAACUUCUAUCACAUUAUGAUUGUGGAAAGUCGCGUGAUGAACUAAUUAUUAACAACAAAGAGAAAAUUCGGUCUCAGUGUAUUGAUGGAAAAGGAAAACUCAAACGAAUACGAGCUGCAGAGUAUCCUGAAGUUGAAAAGUGUCUCUGUACAUGGAUAAAGCAGGUACGGAAUAAUAACAUUCCAAUAAGCACACCAAUGAUCAAAGAGAAAGCUCAAGAAUUUGCAAGUAAGCUCCAUAUUGAUAAUUUUUCUGGCAGUAAUGGGUGGUUGGAGGGAUUUAAGAAAAGAAACAAUAUCGCAUUCAAAAAUGUUUGUGGCGAGAGCAAUUCUGUGGAAAAUAACGAAUGUAAUGAGUGGAUUAAAAACCUUCUAGCUUUAUUACACGAUUAUUCCCCCGAUGACGUAUUCAACGCCGAUGAAGCAGGCUUAUUCUACAAGUGUCUACCGGAUAAAACAUUUACGUUCAAAGGUCAGUCUUGCCAUGGUGGUAAAUUGAGUAAAGAUCGGGUCACUGUACUUAAGAAUAAAAGUCCAGAAAUCAACAUCCUCCAGGCCAUGAGAUUUGCAAGAAAACCUUGGUUUUCUGUUAGCAAAACCACAAUUAGUAAUUGCUUCCAAAGAGCUGGAUUCAAAGUGACCAAUGUAUCUGAACCUGAGAGCCUACAAGAGGAGCUAGAGAUUUGUGCAGCGUUUCCAGAAUGGGAUAGAAUAUUUACCACAUGUAGGAAUGACUUAAAUGAACAGCAGGAGAUUUGUGCAGCGUUUCCAGAAUGGGAUAGAAUAUUUACCACAUGUAGGAAUGACUUAAAUGAGCAGCAGGUGACUUUUCAGGAUUUCGUUUCUAUGGAUGUACUCAUUGAAGAGGAGCUCAAUGAUGUUGACAUAGUUUCUAUGUAUUCUUCUUUGGACACAGAAGAAGAAGAAGACUGUGAAGAGACUCCAAUUAUAGCUACGCAACCAAAGUUGCCUUUUAAACGAGAAGGCGUGGGAAAAAAGAAAAAAGAAGCUAGGCUAGCAUUAUUCACAGCGGCACAUACCAGCCUACGUGUAGUAGAUCAUAUGAGAGAAGUGGUUAAUCACAUUCACAUGCACAAAGAGGACGAAACAUUGAAAUAG